AUAAAAAAAUGGGAAUUGAGGGGUAUGCAUGUAAAUCUUGUCACUAUAAAAUGAAUUUUAAUCUGCUUCUAAACUUUAGAAGUUCACAUUCUCCAUACCUUACUCUGCAACUACUGCCAUGAGCUCAUCCUCAAAGUCUUCUACUUUCUUCUGCUGUUUGAUUCAAGCAUAUUUCUUAUGCUCAGAGCUUGUUCAUGGCUGUUCAGAAGCUGAAAGACGGGCCCUUCUUCAGUUCAGAACUGGCCUCGUUGAUUCCGAAAGCCGGCUUUCAUCGUGGCGAGGAAGACAAUGCUGUUCAUGGAGAGGGGUGAGGUGUGAUAACCAUACUGGUUCAGUUACUUCGAUAAAUCUUCGCAAUCCAUAUCCAGAUACUACAAGUUCUGGGAAUUCUGAAUCUCAUGGAUUCUGGAACUUGAGUGGAGAAAUAGAUUCUUCUUUGCUCCAGCUGAACUCACUUGAACAAUUAGAUUUGAGCUACAACACAUUUGAAGGCAUUCCAAUACCUCAUUUCUUCGGUUUUCUGAAAAAGUUGAGAUAUCUGAACCUGUCGAAUGCCGGAUUUUCCGGCACUGUGCCGAGUCAGUUGGGGAAUUUGUCCAGUUUGCAGUAUCUUGAUCUUUCUUCGAGUUUCUCUCUAUUAGUGGUUGAUUUUGAGUGGAUAUCCCGCCUUUAUUCGUUGAAAUUCCUCUCGAUGAACUCAGUUGAUCUUUCGAUGGCUGGACCGGGAUUGUUUGUGGUGCUGAACAGGCUCUCCACCUUGAGAGAAUUGCAUUUAUCAAGCUGCGCGGUUAGUGGAAUUGUUCAGAAUCUUCCCAUGAACAAUCUCACUUCGCUUCGAUUCAUGGAUCUCUCCUCUAACAGCUUCAAUGAUGUGAUCCCCAGCUGGUUUGCUAACUUCAGUAGCCUGGUUCAUUUAGACUUGAGCGGUGCAGGUUUUUACGGUCAGAUCCCCGAGAUCUCGAAGAUUUCUAGUUUGAAACAUGUUGAUCUAUCCAUGAACGAUAAUCUCACGGCCAACAUUUCCGAGCUUCUUGGAGGAAACUGGAGGCAAAUAGAGACUAUUCGAUUGGCAACGAAUAAAGUGGAAGGAUUUCUUCCUGAUUCUAUUGGGAACCUCACUUCACUUGUAGAGCUUAACCUCUUUGAUAAUAAGAUUGCAGGUGGGAUCCCGAGCUCCAUCGGUAAGAUUUGUAAUUUGGAAAUUUUGAAUUUGGAUGGUAAUAACCUGACUCAUGAUCUUCCCAAGUCCAUGGAAGUGGAAGGAUGUUUAUCAGAUAGACCCCUGCAAAAACUAUAUUAUUUCAGUACGAGUGUCAAUGGAAUUGGAGGUAUUUUACCAGAAUGGUUGGGUGAGCUCCAGAAUCUCAGGAUCCUGAAUCUUGCUUAUAACAUUAUUACAGGUCCCAUUCCGCAAAAUCUAGGAAACUUGUCACAUCUCAUUCAACUCAGCCUCGACGGAAAUCAACUUAACAGCAGUCUUCCAUCAACUCUGGGAAAUCUUUCGAAACUCGAAGUCUUUGGUGUAUCAUCCAACCGAUUAACCGGAACUGUGAAUGAGGAGCACUUCUCGAAGCUGAGCAGGUUGAAAAUCUUAUUGAUGUCUUCAAACCCCUUGACCGUUAAGUUUAUCUCGAGCUGGGUACCUCCAUUUCAGAUUCGAAAUCUUGCAAUGGGUUCGUGUCGGUUGGGUUUUCCGUUUCCUUCCUGGAUUGAAACCCAGAGAGAGCUUCAAUACCUUGAUAUCUCCAAUAGUUCAAUUUCUGGCAAGAUACCAGUAUGGUUUUGGGAUCUUUCUUCCAAUCUAUCUCUUUUAAAUAUUUCCUUCAAUAAGUUAGAAGGCCAGAUACCAAAUCCUAUGAAAAUUGCUCCUUUUGCUGAUGUGGAUUUGAGAAAUAAUAUUUUCAGUGGGUCGAUUCCAAUGCCAUCGACUCAGGUAGAGCUGCUCGACCUCUCCCACAAUCAAUUUUCUGGUACCAUUCCUUCCAACUUUGGUAAAUUGCAGCCUUACAUAAUCCACCUCUCUCUCUCCCACAACAAUUUAUCUGGAACAAUUCCUUCUUCAAUUGGAAAUCUUCAGGAGGUUCAAAUCAUAAAUCUUUCAAACAAUUAUCUAACCGGUCCAAUCCCUUCAAGCUUGAAGAACUGCUCUUACCUCAAAGCUCUGGUUCUGGAACACAACAGCCUCUCAGGACAAAUUCCUCAUUCUCUUGGGAAUCUUCUACAGCUGCAGACUCUGCAUCUCAGCAACAAUGGCCUAUUAGGUUUGAUCCCUCGAUCCCUGCAGAACUGCACGAACCUGGAGACUCUCGAUCUCGGAAACAACAAUCUCAACGGUUCGAUCCCAGCUUGGUUAGGUGAGAGACUCCUCAAGCUUCUCAUCCUUCGAUUGAGAUCGAACAGGCUCACAGGCGAAAUAUCAUCUCAGCUUUCCAAUCUCAAAUCCUUGCAAGUGCUUGAUCUCGCCAACAACCUCAUUUCCGGGACAAUUCCUCAUAGUUUCGGAGCCUUCAAAGCCAUGAAUAGGCCACCAAAGGUAAAUAUUUAUCUUUUAUAUGGCCACUACAGAGGAACCUACUAUGAAGAGAGCAUAUCAAUUGAAGUAAACAACAGAGCACAAAUAUACACCAAAACGCUCUCACUUGUGACCAGUAUUGAUCUUUCAAGAAACAAGCUGUCAGGUGAAUUCCCACAAACUUUGACAGAUCUCUCGGGCUUGCAUAUUUUGGACCUUUCUGAGAACAAUCUAACAGGAAAGUCCCAGAAAACAUUGCUGGAAUGAAAAUAUUGGAAUAUUUGGAUCUUUCAAGAAAUCAUUUUUUUGGCAGGAUUCCUACCACCAUGUCAUCCCUCAUGUUUCUAAGCAACCUCA
Molecule: messenger RNA, 2869 nt
Organism: Phalaenopsis equestris
Lineage: Eukaryota; Viridiplantae; Streptophyta; Magnoliopsida; Asparagales; Orchidaceae
Product: LRR receptor-like serine/threonine-protein kinase FLS2
Exons: 1
Coding region: 119-2779 (886 amino acids)
Cellular component (GO): plasma membrane
Molecular function (GO): protein binding
Source: RefSeq, a predicted model, not a curated record